AUGGGGCACAACGGCAGCUGGUUCUCCCGGAACGGCAGCGAGCCGCGCAACGCAUCGGGCGCGGAGCCUGGGGGCGCCAACCGCAGCGCGCUCGGGGAGUUCGGCGAGGCUCAGCUCUACCGCCAGUUCACCACCACCGUGCAGGUCGUCAUCUUCAUCGGCUCGCUGCUCGGAAACUUCAUGGUGUUAUGGUCAACUUGCCGCACAACCGUGUUCAAAUCUGUCACCAACAGGUUCAUUAAAAACCUGGCCUGCUCUGGGAUUUGUGCCAGCCUGGUCUGCGUUCCCUUUGACAUCGUUCUCAGCACCAGUCCUCACUGCUGCUGGUGGAUCUACACCAUGCUUUUCUGCAAGGUCGUCAAAUUUUUGCACAAAGUCUUCUGCUCUGUGACUAUCCUCAGCUUCCCUGCCAUUGCCUUGGACAGGUACUACUCUGUCCUUUAUCCACUGGAGAGAAAAAUCUCUGAUGCCAAGUCCCGUGAGCUAGUGAUGUACAUCUGGGCACACGCAGUGGUGGCCAGCGUGCCCGUGUUUGCAGUGACCAACGUGGCCGACAUCUAUGCCAUGUCCACCUGCACGGAAGUCUGGAGCAACUCGCUGGGCCACCUGGUGUACGUGCUCACCUAUAACAUCACAACGGUCAUCGUGCCCGUGGCUGUGGUAUUCCUCUUCCUGAUCCUCAUCCGCCGGGCCCUGAGCGCCAGCCAGAAGAAGAAGGUCAUCAUCGCGGCCCUCCGAACCCCACAGAACACCAUCUCGAUCCCCUACGCCUCUCAGCGGGAGGCGGAGCUGCACGCCACCCUGCUGUCCAUGGUGACGGUGUUCAUCUUGUGUAGCGUGCCCUACGCUACCCUGGUCGUCUACCAGACCGUGCUCAAUGUCCCCAACACGUCUGUCUUCUUGCUGCUCACAGCCAUUUGGCUGCCCAAGGUCUCUCUGUUGGCCAACCCCGUGCUCUUCCUGACCGUGAACAAGUCUGUCCGCAAGUGCUUGGUGGGGACGUUGGUCCAGCUACACCACCGUUACAGUCGCCGGAAUGUGGUUGGCGCGGGGGGCGGGGUGGCCGAUGCCAGCCUGGAGCCCAGCCUGCGUUCGGGCAGCCAGCUCCUGGAGAUGUUCCACAUCGGGCAGCAGCAGAUCUUUAAGCCCACAGAGGAUGAGGAAGAGAGUGAGGCCAAGUACACCGGCUCCGCCGACCUCCCGGCCAAGGAGGUGCUCGGGCCCUGCCUGGAGGGAGAGCAGGGACUGCAGCGGUUGCCCGCUGUACCUCUCCUGGGCGCCACGGACUCUAGAUCCCAGGGUGGGUCAGCGGUGCCUGGGGAGCCCGAGACACUGCCUGACAAGUACUCCCUGCAGUUUGGUUUUGGGCCUUUUGAGUUGCCACCUCAGUGGCUCUCAGAGACCCGAAACAGCAAGAAGCGGCUGCUUCCCCCCUUGGGGAACACCCCAGAGGAGCUUAUUCAGACAAAGAUGCCCAGGGUAGGCAGGGUGGAGCGGAAGAUGAGCAGAAACAACAAAGUGAGCAUUUUUCCGAAGGUGGAUUCCUAGUCAGGAUUGUCGAGCCCCCUCACUCCCACCUUCCCCUUUGCUCUGGCUCUGGCAGGAUUUGGGCAUCUCACUGCAACCGAGUACCGGUUGCCUCCUCCUGUGUGUGCCCUCUGCUUUUUGAAUGAGAGGGAAAUCUAUAGAAGAUCAGCUGUCCUCUUUAUUGAGGGAGUAUAUAUAUAUGCAUCUCUGUGGUCUGUGUCCUAGGUGAAGUGUGCGUUCCUCUCUGUGGACACAAAAGCUGGGCAGUGUGCAACAGGUCUUGGAAUGGGUACUCCCUGUGCAUUUUCUGAGGACUCCUUGGUUCCUGGGCCCCACAGAGAGUACAGGGAGAGAAAAACAUCUGUGAGUUUGGAGGGAGCAGGACACCCUAGGAGAAGCCCAAGAGGAUUAUGGAGUGGUGUGGCCAUAAAGAAAAGACCUAUUUAUCCUCAAAUAGGAUAAAUAUUUAAAAAUGUUUCAUAGUGAUCUGCAUCUUCAGGGGAGAUAGGGACUUGGCAUUUGACACCUUUUCUCUGGAAGGCCUGAUCGUAUGACUCAGUUUCUUCUGAAGCCCUUCAUCUCUUUCACUGGGAUGUAGAUGAGGAAAGGAGCUUCCACUCUCAUUUGACAGACAAGGCAAUAGAUGUGCUUGGGGGUCAGGGAGGAGAUACUCUGUCUUGACGAUCCUGACAUUUUCCUGGCACCACUGAAAACCUCAGAAAUUUCUGUCUGCAGUGUUGAUUGGAAAACACUACAAGUGCUUUACUAUGUCUUUCCCCCUUAAAUUGCAUUAAUUUUUCAACCAGUGAGAGAAACUGAGAGGUAAAGAAGAAAGACAAAAAUGUCCAUACUGUGUAGUCUCUUCUCUUCCAAUGCUGAUUUCAUGUGAAAGGGGCUCUGUCAACAUCAGUAGCUGUGAAGGAUAUUGAAAAAAAGAAAAAAAAAAACUAUCUUGUGCAAACUUUUGGAAUUAAAAGGCAAUUUAAAAAUGAAG
Molecule: messenger RNA, 2521 nt
Organism: Neogale vison (American mink)
Lineage: Eukaryota; Metazoa; Chordata; Mammalia; Carnivora; Mustelidae
Gene: GPR176
Product: G protein-coupled receptor 176
Exons: 3
Coding region: 1-1548 (515 amino acids)
Biological process (GO): G protein-coupled receptor signaling pathway
Cellular component (GO): plasma membrane
Molecular function (GO): G protein-coupled receptor activity
Source: RefSeq, a predicted model, not a curated record